AUGGCUCCACCCUCGCUCCACGUCGACCUGGACGCCGCCAAGGAGACCUUUGCCUCCGCCCCGUCGGCCCUCAAGCUCCCGACCUCCUUCGACGAUUCGAACACGCUCCACAUCGGCAUCAUCGGCUGCGGCCGCAUUGGCCAGCUGCACGCCGCCAACAUAGCCAAAAAGAUCCCUGGCUGCGCCCUGAUCUGCGUGUCGGACGUCUUCGAGUCGGCCGCGAUCAAGGUCGCGCAGACGUACAAAGUCCCCAUGGCCUGCAAGGAUGCGAAGGAUCUCAUCGCCAACCCCGCCGUGCAGGCCGUCAUCGUGUGCUCGCCGACGGACACGCACGCUGAUAUCAUCCGCCAGGCCGCGACCGCGGGCAAGCACGUCUUCUGUGAGAAACCCGUGGACAAGCACCUGGAGGUCAUCGAUGAGCUGGCCGUCGUCAUUAAGGAGGCGGGCGUCAAGUUCUUCCUAGGCUUCCAGCGCCGCUUCGACAAGCACUUCCUGCGCGCCAAGGAGGCGAGGGAGUCCGGCUAUCUCGGCAAGCCCCUCAAGUUGCAUCUUGUCGCGAGGGACCCCUCCCCGCCCCCGAUCGGCUAUCUCAAGCAGUCGGGUGGCAUCUUCUCCGACAUGUCCUCGCACGACUUUGACAUGGCACGCUUCCUCACGGGCUCGGACAUUACGGAGAUCACCGCCAUCGGCAUGGCCGACGAUCCGGAGAUCGCCGCCAUUGGCGACUACGAUCACACCAUUCUCAACCUGCGCUUUGCCAACGGCUGCAUUGGCGUGAUCGAUAACUCCCGCUCGUCCCCCAUGGGCUACGAUCAGCGCGCGUCGUUUCUGGGCAGCGAGGGCAGUGUACAGGUGGACAACGUCUUCCCAAAUACCUGCGACACCAGCGACAAGGGUGGGUGCCACACGGAUGCUCCGCUCAACUUCUUUAUGGAAAGAUAUGCCGACGCUUAUCUGCAGGAGAUGAUUGCGUUUGUUGACGUUUGCGUCAAUGACAAGCCCGCCCCAUGUGGCGUGGCGGACGGCAGGUUAACAGUGAUUUAUGCCGAGGCGGCGAGGAAGAGUCUCAAGGAGAAGAGGACGGUUACGAUAGCCGAAGUUGACAAGGCCUCAGCUUCAGGAACGGAGGCCAAGGCUCGCUACUAGGCGUUUGCUGGAGCGCGAGGGGUGGGAUCUGAGCGGGAGGGUGAAAUGGUAGAAUUUGGAUUGUAAAGCCUGGCAGUACAUGUAUGGCGAAAGUGAAUGGUUAUUAUAAAACCGGAAGCCGUGUUGGCUGUGCGACGUCAUGCUGGGAAGUCUAAUUCAAUUGGGGGAGAAAUGACGCAAAACGGCCUCAAAGUAAAAGUCAACCUGCAUCCCAUGGGCACAUGCUCAGUCUAUGAGGUGAGAGGUAAUGCGAGUUGCACAUGCGUUGCACACAG
Messenger RNA from Chondrus crispus (carragheen), 1421 nucleotides. Its product is annotated as Myo-inositol dehydrogenase. Gene Ontology annotation, molecular function: nucleotide binding. The record is from RefSeq and is a predicted model, not a curated record. Bases 1 to 1146 code for a protein of 381 amino acids. Lineage: Eukaryota; Rhodophyta; Florideophyceae; Gigartinales; Gigartinaceae. The transcript has 2 exons.